UAUGUUUGUCCUAUUUUCUUUCUUCCGGGUCUCGCUGAGUGUGGAAAUGACAGGCAACUUCGGCAGCUUCACCUCCCCCAACUUCCCUCAGCCGUACCCUGACAAUCAGCACCUAGUGUGGAACAUCACCGUCCCAAAAGGCCACCGGGUCAAACUCUAUUUCACCCACUUCAGCAUGGAACCCUCCCAGCAGUGUGAAUACGACUAUAUUCAGGUGUUGGCAGAGGGCAACGAAACCCUGCGGUUCUGUGGCGAAGAGGCGAAGAACCACGAAAGCACCCCCAGGAACACUGUCAUCCUGUCAGCGGGGAACGUCAUGUCAGUGGUUUUUAGGAGUGACUACUCUAAUGAGGGUCGAUUCACCGGUUUCCAAGCAUUUUACACCUCCGAAGACAUCAAUGAGUGUUUGUCUACGAUAGAUGGGGAGGCUGUGUGUGAUCAUUUUUGCCACAAUUACAUUGGUGGAUACUACUGCACUUGCCAACCGGGAUACUUUCUCCAUGACAACAAAAGAUCUUGCACAGUGCCAUGCCAAAGCCAAGUGUUGACCACACUGUCAGGAGUAUUGACCAGUCCCGGCUACCCGAGUCCCUACCCGCCUAUGAGCCAGUGCGACCACACUAUCCGUUUACCAGAGGGCUACAGAAUAUUCUUGGACUUCGUGGAACCCUUUGAUGUAGAGAAACACCCAGCCGCCAUUUGUCCGUACGACACAUUGAAGAUUUCCACAGCAGGACAAGAGUACGGGCCUUUCUGUGGAUCAUCCCCACCAGGCCGGAUUGACACCGGAAGUUACCAGGUGCAUGUUACGUUCAGGUCUGACUCUUCUGGAAAAAACAAGGGAUGGAAGAUCAAGUACACAAGCACCAGAGCUGAAGCCGUCUCUGUAAUGUAA
Molecule: messenger RNA, 895 nt
Organism: Myripristis murdjan (pinecone soldierfish)
Lineage: Eukaryota; Metazoa; Chordata; Actinopteri; Holocentriformes; Holocentridae
Gene: masp2
Product: MBL associated serine protease 2
Exons: 5
Coding region: 2-895 (297 amino acids)
Molecular function (GO): serine-type endopeptidase activity; calcium ion binding
Source: RefSeq, a predicted model, not a curated record